This is a messenger RNA of Pseudozyma flocculosa PF-1, 6189 nucleotides long. RefSeq lists its product as uncharacterized. The record is from RefSeq and is a predicted model, not a curated record. The transcript is spliced from 3 exons. Bases 1 to 6189 code for a protein of 2062 amino acids. NCBI's taxonomy places the organism in Eukaryota, Fungi, Basidiomycota, Ustilaginomycetes, Ustilaginales, Ustilaginaceae.
AUGGACGUCGAACCCCAACCUGCCGUCGCCCAGCCUGCGCUCCUCGAGCCCAUCCAAGCCCCGCACCGGCUAGCCAAGCGCACCUACGGCCGCAAGCCCCUCGCCGAUGCGGAGCCGAUCGAAGAGAUGCGGGCACAGGAGCCCUCCGCAUCCAGCUCUUCGCUCUCGUCCCUGCCCUCGUCGCCCGUCCUGCAGCUCUUCGACCGCCCCAUGAGGAAACCCGCCGCGGCUGGAGACGACCCAAACUCGGACCACCAGAGCAAGGACGACACCGCCGACAACACCGACGUCUCGCCAGAGCAGAGGGGCCUCGCCAAGUUCGGCCGCGCCUCGCCACCACCACCCCGCAAGCGCACCCUUCAGCGCAUCGCAUCGACCGCCUCGGCAUCCUCGUCCGGCAGCGCACCCGCCUACGCGCUGCCAGAGAUCGGCGCCGCUAGACGCAUCAUGGCAGAGAGCGACGACGACGACGACGACGACGACAACGACGAGGAUGACGAGGCUGUCCUCGCCAGAGUGAGGGGCGCCGCUGCUGUCCGAUCGACGCAGGGCACAAAGGCGUCAAAGGCUGCGUCGCCGCACUCUGACCUCUUCUCCGGAUCCCUGUCCAGCGCGCCGCCAACUUCAUCGCAGCCAGCGGGCACGCAGUCGCGGUCAGAGCGUCGAGAUGAUGCGGCAUCGGACGAUGCUUCAGAUACCGCCGGCGAUCGGACCGUGCGCAGGAGCGAGUCCCCCGGCGUCGAGCGGCACAGCGACCAAUCCGACGUCGACGACGACGACGACGACGAAGAUGCUGCGGUGCAGAGGCGGCUCAGCAACCCUACACGUAGACGCGGCGCCAAGGUCUCUGCGAUGAAGGGCAGAGGAGGCAAGCACGCGGCCAUCGCAUCGUCCGACUCGGAAGGCGAGGCUUCCGUCCGACCGCGCAAGCCGAAGACGUUCAAGCUGGUCUCGUCAUCGUCGGUCGACGAGACCGGAGCAGGCGACACGAGGGGCUCCUCCUCGUCGGCUGCCAAGAGCCGGAAGGAGAAGAUGGAGGCGCUCGCGGCCGCCAAGCGCAAGGAUGCCGGCGCCUUCGAGCUGUACGGAGACGCCGACGACGGCCUUCCGGGCCUCGAUCCGUCCGCGCCGCGGUCGCGCUCGCGCUCGCUUUCCAUCAAGGACGACGGUCUUGAUCCUCGUCGGGAUCGAGCUAGCAAGCCGGCAUCGAACAAGCACCUGGAGCUGGCACAGGAAACCGAAGACCUGCGGGCGGAACUGGACUCUGACGCCGCGCUGGCGCCCCGAAAGGCACGCAGCAAGUCCUCGAAGCCCAAAAAGGCCAAACUGACCGGUCCCAAGCCGCUGAGCAAAAAGGAGCAGGAGAACAUGUUUCGGGAAACCGAGCGUCUGAAGCGAGAGCACCGAGCCCGCCUCGCGCCGGUGGAGAAGAAGCAGAUCACUCUGACCGACCUGCUCUCCAAGAUCAACGCCGGCGACCAGAAGAGCUCGGCGAGGUCUGCGGACGCCUCGUCCUCGCAGCAUCCACGCCGGCCCGGCGAUGACGGGCCCAACCACGCCUCCGACCCCAUCGAGUCGGAUCCCAUCCGCGACCACGAGAGGUCGAGCCCAGCGAGCAGUCCGAUUGCCGGUCUUGGAGGCGGCGGCGCUAUGUCUGCGCAUCCGCGUCGCCUCGGCCCUCUUGUCCAACGACGGCCGGGCCCAGAUGCCUUGAGCCUUCAGCCUGUCUCGCAGGCCGAAGCCGAGGCGCUGGCGCCGGGGGAGGCCCCGGACGCAAAUGGUCAGCGUGCCCCCGAGGGCGAGGGCAUCGAGCCUCGACGUGAUGCCAACGGUACCGAAGGUGACGGCGAUCCCGGACAUCCAGACUCGUCCGACGAAGACGACAUGGCGCUGCCGCCCGACGCCGAUCAGUUCAGGUCCAAAUUCGUCGCUCAAAGCGAGCAGAAUGCCAAGCUAAAGGCUCUCAAGGAAAUGAAGCUGAGGCUCCUCGCUGCACAGGGGCACGGGACGUCGACAGCAGGCACCGGCGCAACCAAGGCAGGCCCGAGUGGCGACAACGAUGGCGACGACGACGACGAUGACCUGGAGAUCGAGCGCGGCGGCGAGCAAGAGAAAGGUCCGGCAAGCGAGCGCAGCCGUCCGACGACACCGGGGCGUCGGAGGCCCGCCGAUGCCAUCCUGCGCGAGGUCGGCAUCAAGCCCACUCGUACGCCGAGGCAGAGCAAGACAGGCACCAACGCCUUCGGGUCCCCGGGCAUGGCUCUCGACGACAGUCCUGGCGGCGACGGCGACGACAUGGAUGUCGAGGACCUCGUCACCGAUAGCCAGCUUCGGCGAGCCAGCAAAGCUUUCGCAGCAUCGAGCGGCAGCGCCGCAGGAAGGACGCCCGUCCGCGCCAAGGAUGGCCGCAAGCGCGCGUCCGGACAGCCCUCGCUGACGCAAGACGAGUUCCGAGCCACGCUGCGCCGCAGGGCACAAGCGCAGAACAUGGAAGUGCGCCUCAAGAAGGAAGCGCUGGCGAAAAAGUCGGGCCACUCCAAGAAGAGCAACAACUUCGAUGGGCCAGAGGACGCGAGCCGCGCACCCGGCCAAGACGUGCAGGCGAUGCUCGAGCAGCUGCAGAGGGCCGAGGCCGAAGGUCGCAGCGGAGCUCGGGCCGACGCCGAUGCAGAUGACGACGUCGAGGAUGAGGACGACCCCGACUUCCUGAUGCCCGGCGCCGAGGACGCUGAGGACGCCAUCGGCAGCGGCAGCGAGAUCGGAGGCGACCGGCCCCUCGGCAGUGGGAGCGAGGUCGAGGACGACGAUGCGGAUGACGAGGUGCUCGUCAGUGAUGAUGAGGCACAGCACGAUGUCCACGGAGCAGAGCAGGAGGAGGAGGACAGCGAAAAGGAGAAUGCACCCCCGGCCUCGAAGGCGGCGACGCCCAGUCGAGCCGGCUUCAGCCAGAGUCCCAUCUCCAGCCAACGGCCGAGCCGGGCCGUCAUGGACGAGGACGAGGACGAUGCGCCCGGUCCAAGACUGCCACGCCGCAGUCGCAAGAGGACCGCCCUCGCCGACGACGACGACGACGACGACGACAACGCUGCUGGUCCAGGAAGCGACGUCGCAGACAGCGAUGCAGAGAACCAGCUGCGGCCUGGCCGCCUCGUGGCCGCCACCUCGACGUCUCCGCAGGGCAGCACAUCUGCCCACUCCAGCCAGACUCGUGACCGGUUGCAAGCGCAGAGCCAGAGCCAAAGCCAGGAGCGGGUGGUGCUGGGCGACAUUUCAGCCGAGUCGCUCGGUCACCUCUCACAGCCUAGCCAGUCCGGCCUGGACCGCCGAGACUCGCUGGCGCAAGGCCUGAACGGCGACGAUUCCUACAGGACCGACGACAUCUCCGUCGGUGGCUUCACGCAGCUUUUCGCGCCGACUCAAGGCCCUCGAGAUGACGCCGCCGCCGCCGAUGCCGCUGGUCAGCGGCUGGAGCAGCGAGCGCCGCAGAGACCCGCCGACAUUUGGAACAUGACGCAGACUCAGACCAGCCAGAGCCAAGGCCCGUCCCAGAGUCCCAGCCUGACGGCCACCCGCUUCGGGGGCUCGACGGCCAGCACGCACCCGGGCAUUGCGCGAGACGACUCGGUCAACUCGGCGCUUGGCGCCUUUUUCGAGGACACGCAGUCGCAGAUGGCCAGCGAGAGCAUGGACAUCUUUGCCAACCCCAAGAACAAGGACGGCAUGGCCAGAGGCUUCACCCAGUUUUUCGGCAGUACUCCGGUCGAAAACGCCAAGAGGGGCGACAGCCAGGCGCGCGGAGCGGGCCCGGCCGGCACGCUCACGGACGACAGCCAAAGCCAGUCGCAGUGGGACGCCGACCGGUUCUCGAUGCCGCCGCCUCGGUCGACGGCCGGCCUGGACGGCUUUGCGGCGCUCCGCAAGGCGCAGAUGGGCGAGGCGAUGAACCUGACGCCUACGCCGUCGCUUCUCCCUUCGCUCGACGAGUCGCAAGCCGAGCGGGAAGCCGAGGCCGACCAGCUGCGCGAGGUGGAGAGGCGGGGGUCCCACGACGGCGGCAACGGCUCGCCCAAGAAGAAGGUCUACUUCAACAAAGACGGCUUCUUCACGCAGACCAAGCCCUCGACGCAGCAGGCCGCCGAGUGGGGCAUGGACAGCCAGAGCCAGACGCAGAUCCACACGCCACUCAAGAUCCCGUCGAGCUCGGUCGGGGAGCGCACGCCGCUGUCGCCCUCGCUGCGCCGCGGCAACGAGGCUGGACGCUCCGGCUCCUCGUCCGACGACGACGACGAUGAUGAGGGCGGGGACGCAGGCUCGCAGUCGACCUCGCGCAGGCCCCGCCAGCUCAAGCGCCUUCGCAGGGGCCGAACCGACGCUGACGCCGACGACACCGGCGAGCCUCCGCUGUCACAGGAGCGGCGCAACGGCCAUGUCGGCGACGACGAGAGCGAUCGGGGAGAUGAUGAUGACGAGGAUGACGACCACGACGACGAGAUCGUCCCCGUCACGCAUGCACCUCCGCUCGGUCAGGGCGCGACCCGCAACGCCUUUGAUGUCCUUCGCGACGGCGCCGCCCAUGCCGAAUUUGCUCCGGCGCAGGAUGCGGCGUCGCACGACAAGAGGAAGAAAAAGUCUGCGCUCGUCAUGGGCGAGGCCGAGGAGUCGUCGGACGAGGAGUUUGGCGGCCGCCGUCGAGGCGACAAGUCGGGCCUCGGCCGCGUCUUUUCCGAUGACGAGCGCGCCUCGGGCUCCGAAGGCGACUCGUCCGACGACGACGACGGCAAGGACCUCGAGGAGCUCGUCGACGACGAGCGCGAGGAGGACGAGGCGGUCAAGGACCGGCUGGCGCUCGAGGCGUACCAGGCCGACGUGGCCAAGCAGGACGAGGCGACGCGCCUGUACCACGAGAAGGCGGUGCGCGGCGACUUUCGACUGCGGCGCAAGGGGCGCGACGGGGCCGGGCUCGACGACUUCCUCGACGAGGAUGCCGACGAGGAGGAGCUCAAGAGGCGCGCGGCGCAGCCCCGGGGUGGCUGGUACAAGAAGCGCAGGCUCGACGGCGACAAGGACGAGAUGGACGAGCUGCGCGAGCUGGCCGAGGCGCAGCCGUUCCUCAAGGUCUACGAGGGGUCGCACAAGCCGCUCGAGGAGGGCGACUAUGGCUUCCUUGCCGGGCGAGACGACGACGACGACGAGGAUGACGACGACGACGACGACGACGCGGACCGGGACGAGGACAACGAGGAAGUGGAGGGAGUCGGGAGCGACGAGGACGACGGGGACGACGACGUCGCCACCGCCCGAGUCCGGACGGCACGGCACAGGGGCGGCGGCGACGACGACGUCAUCACCCACGACGCCAUCAUGCGAGAGCUGCGCGAGCGGCGCAAGGCGCAGAACCGGCGCGGCGGCCGCCGCCUGGCCGACCCGGACUACUCGAGCGACGAGGACGAGGCGGAGCGGCGGAUCGCAGCGGCGCUCCGCGACCGGGUCACGGCGCAGAGGCGGCAAGAAGAGGAUGCCAUCGACAAGCGGACCGCCCAGAAGCAAAAGGAGGCUGCGGCGACGAGGAAGACGCUCGGCACCACGUCGAGGGUGACGACGUACGGCAAGAGCAAGCUCGGCGGCGUCGCAUCGCUGCUGCAGAAGCGCAACGGCAGCGGCAGUGGCAGCGCAGAGGGGUCGCAGCAGCCGCACGGGUCCGGCGGUGCCGCGGUCCACGGAGGCCAGGCGGCCGACACCAACGACGGCGUCGUCGGCGAUGACGAUGAUGACGACGACGACGAGCCGAUGUCGAUCGACCUGCACCUCCUGCUCGAGAAACGUCGAGCCGCAAAGUCCUCGUCGGGCCUCAACGGCAAGGCCGGCGGAGCAGCGACCAACGCAGCAUCAGCCGGCGGUGCCAACGACGACGACGAACCAGACUGGGGCAACGACGGCAGCCUUUACCGCAUGUCUUCGCGGCCCUCGGUCGGCGGUGCUGCGGGCGGGGCGUCGAUGUCGUCGUCGUCGUCGUCGGCGUCGGCGUCGCUGCGAACGUCGUCGGGGGCGUGGAAGCGCAAGUCGGCGUCGGACGACGCGGCGGCGGGCGCCGAGCGGAAGAGGGUGCAGGACGAGCGGCGCAAAACGUCGUCGGUGCUCGUCAACAAGCGCCUCAUGUCGCGCGAGUCGCAGUUCCAGCAGUCGCUCUGA